Messenger RNA from Rhopalosiphum maidis (corn leaf aphid), 591 nucleotides. RefSeq lists its product as uncharacterized. NCBI's taxonomy places the organism in Eukaryota, Metazoa, Arthropoda, Insecta, Hemiptera, Aphididae. The transcript has 4 exons. Bases 1 to 591 code for a protein of 196 amino acids. The record is from RefSeq and is a predicted model, not a curated record.
AUGAAUUCCAUUAUGAAGUAUCAUAAUGAAGAAACUAAAGAAAAAAUACAAUUUUACAAUGAAAAUAUCAUUCGACCUCUUGAACUCAAAUUAGAAAAAUGUAUUUCACUCAUAGACUAUGAAAAAAAUAGAAAUAACAAUAUAAACAUCGCCAGUAUAAUAGAGUUUGUUCCGGAAUUUAAAGAAAAUAUUGAUAAUGCUAAAUCACAAAUCGUAAAACUAGAUAAAACUUUAAGUGUGCAGUAUGGAACAAUGACAAAACUUGAAGAAGAUUAUAAAAGUAUUCAAUUGAAUAUUUUACGCCAAACGGAAAUAUCUUCAAUCAAAACAGAAAAAUUUAUUGAUAUUUUUGACGCUAUUUUGAACUACAGGACGAAAAUGUUGAACGUUGUUGAAAUGAGAGAAAAAAAUAUAAUUUUAGAUAGUAAGGUAUUUCAAAAACGGUAUGAGAUAAAGAAACAAAGAGAAGAAUGUUUAAGAAGAGAAACAGCUUUGAUGUCGCAGUUAGAUAAAUUAAAACAAUUGGUUCGUCAACAAGCAAAUUAUAAUAAACUGUUGUCUCAGCAAUAUAUUCAGCUGACGAAUAAAUAA